Molecule: messenger RNA, 639 nt
Organism: Microthlaspi erraticum
Lineage: Eukaryota; Viridiplantae; Streptophyta; Magnoliopsida; Brassicales; Brassicaceae
Source: the annotation of a GenBank genome assembly
AUGGGUCUAAGCCAAACCGCAACCGUUCUCGUCGCGGUGUUCGCGUUUUGUCUAGUUGCAAUCACGGCCCAGCUCGCCUACGUGUUGUGGUGGAAACGUCGGUUUCAUCGUCGGAGUGUCGCCGGAUCAGAACUCGACGCGUUUUCCUCCCGCCGAGGAGAUCCGACGUUGACACCACCGCCAUCGAAAGAGCUUCUUUACUUCUUCCUCUUCUGUCUCGAAAACAAACAGUUCCGAAUAGGAUCCGCCACCGCUCCGCCUCUCCCUGCAGCCACACCGCCGAUCGAUGACGUGGCAUCUAAAUGGUCAAUCAGAGGAGAAAAUCUACUUUGUGGCCCAUCGGAGACUCUGUUUACCAUCGCCGAAGACUGUAGUAGCGAGACCGAUCAUAGGACGGCUGAGAUUGAGCCACGUGGAAGCGUAUCUACAGAGGAUCAUGCCGAAGAUGACGAACUGGAAAAUGGGUUUGUCGUGCCGGAUCGAAAUGACGACGAGGUUUACUCUAGUGACUAUGAUCACGACGAUCGAAUGACGCCUUUUUCAACUCCGUGUGCUUCACCACCGUUUUACACGCCGUCUCCUUCUCCGAUUCGUGAUGAUCUCUCUAAGACGCUAGGUGAGGAGAGUUUACACGGCUGA